CGCUCAAACCCCGCCCGCCCGACGCAAAAGCGGAAGUGCUCUCUCGGAGUGGGAGGGGCUGGUGACUAGCGAGGCGUCACGUACGCGCGAGAGCGCUACGCAACGAAGGAGAGUACGCGCAGUGGAGUGCGAGCGUGAGAGGAUGGAGGCCGCAGAGCAGCAGCGGAGCUCGAGUGACGGCGCGGCCGCCAGAGGAGCGGGAGUCCCGGGCAGCGGAGGCGGAGCAGGGUCGGGGGGAGGCGCGGAAGGCGAGCGGGACAGAGAUAGAGCCACCUUCGAGUGCAACAUCUGCCUGGACACCGCGCGAGACGCGGUCAUCAGCCUCUGCGGACAUCUGUUCUGUUGGCCGUGUCUUCAUCAGUGGCUGGAGACGCGUCCCAGCACACAGCAGUGUCCCGUGUGUAAAGCAGGAAUCAGUCGAGAUAAAGUCAUUCCUCUGUACGGCCGCGGCAGCACCAGCCAGGAAGACCCCAGAUUGAAAACACCACCACGACCUCAGGGUCAAAGGACAGAACCAGAGAGCAGAGGAGUGUUUCAGGGUCUUGGUGACACAGGGUUUCACAUGUCUUUUGGAAUCGGGGCUUUUCCGUUUGGUUUUUUCACCACAGUCUUUAACACCAACGAUCCUUUUCAAAGACGAGAUCCUCAUUACGGAGGAGAUCAUCAAGCCGACGGCAACCCUAACAACGGCAACAACUGGCAGGACUCGCUCUUCCUCUUCCUGGCCAUCAUCUUCUUCUUCUGGAUGCUGAGCGUGUGACGCCUGCGAUUGAAGCGACAAGAUCAGCUGUCUGUGUCUCAUAUACACACACACACACGCACUCACACACACAUCAGUGUUGAGAGAGACAGUAUUAAUGAUUAAACACUACAGGAGCUGAUGAAGCAGCUCGCAAAACACAGCAUAUUUCACAUCAAAAUCAAUACAAACUCAAUGAGAAAUUAUUGUGCAUAAAGGUUUUUGGGUUUUUUUCGACCCUGAAACUACUCUCAAUGGACCUGCAUUCUAAAAUUAUUUUCAGAAUGAUUAAACGCAUUUAAUGUCAAAUUCUCAUUGCUUUAAUGAAGUGUCGUAACUAAUUAAUUGUCAUGAAAAGAAUGUCACAAUGCAAUGAAUGCAUACAAUUUGAAUAGUUAUAAAAAUAGCCAUAAAAUUAAGAAAUGGAAUGAAAAAAUUACUAUAAAUAAAACUGAAAGUUGUUUGAAACUGAAAUGGAAACUUCUUUCUGGAAUUAUUUUCUUGACAUUUAAACGCAUUUAUUCCCAAAAUUCUUAUUUCCAUAAGUUGAGAUGUCCUAGUCUCUCUUAUUACUAUAACAACAUACAUUUUUGUUGUAUUACAGUAAUAGUAAUUGCGAGGAGGAAAUGUUUAAGUAUUUAAGUCAUGGUAAAAAAUAUCACAAUAUAUUAAUAUUGUAUUUUCUUUUUUGGGGUGAAAUGUUACCCAGACAUGUUUCAUGAGAUUCACCAUAUUUUAUGCUCACAAAUUUCUGUGGCUUUUCAUUUUCAUGCCAAAGAAUUUCUGAAAUGAGAGACCGAUAACACAGAUUUAUUUCAUUACUCCUGAAAGUGUUUUAAGGCCAUGUCACUGCGUUUGGACGAUCUUCACUGCACACGAUGAGGGACGUUUCACUUAUUCAGAUCCUUAAAUCUGCCUGAGCAAUUAAAACACAAGUCAAUAUCAUACUUGUGUAAUAAAAGGGUGAAUCUCAUGAAUCAUGUCCUGGUCACAUUUCAUUCCAAAAUCAAAAGAAACUAUUAUUAAGCUUAUUAUUCUUAUUUUAGGACCUUUGCAAUUUUAAAGCACAAUAAUCAUAUAUAU
Molecule: messenger RNA, 1822 nt
Organism: Sinocyclocheilus grahami
Lineage: Eukaryota; Metazoa; Chordata; Actinopteri; Cypriniformes; Cyprinidae
Product: E3 ubiquitin-protein ligase RNF5
Exons: 6
Coding region: 143-760 (205 amino acids)
Biological process (GO): ubiquitin-dependent protein catabolic process
Cellular component (GO): endoplasmic reticulum
Molecular function (GO): metal ion binding; ubiquitin protein ligase activity
Source: RefSeq, a predicted model, not a curated record